Drosophila novamexicana is the source of this 1436-nucleotide messenger RNA. RefSeq names its product transcription factor E2F2 (gene E2f2). Gene Ontology annotation, biological process: regulation of transcription by RNA polymerase II. Gene Ontology annotation, cellular component: RNA polymerase II transcription regulator complex. Bases 167 to 1291 code for a protein of 374 amino acids. NCBI's taxonomy places the organism in Eukaryota, Metazoa, Arthropoda, Insecta, Diptera, Drosophilidae. The transcript has 5 exons. Gene Ontology annotation, molecular function: DNA-binding transcription factor activity, RNA polymerase II-specific; RNA polymerase II cis-regulatory region sequence-specific DNA binding. The record is from RefSeq and is a predicted model, not a curated record.
AGUGACAUAAAUGGCGGAAUUGUGCUCAAGCGCCAACAUUUGUAUUUAAUUGAGAUUUAUAAUAAAAAUACGUGAAUAUUUUCAUCGUCUAAACACGCAGCAAUUCAAUAGGGCCAACAAAUUAGCCAUUCAACAUCGAACAGAGACUUUUAUUUAAGUGCGCGCCAUGUACAAGCGUAAAUCUGGUGGUGUAGUACCAAGGCAGCGGAUCACUGCCAGCAGCAGCAGCCCCGAUAUUGAUGACUCUGCCAGUGGCCAUGAGGCCGAGUCGGAAUCAAAAACCUAUGGCACCUUCCACAUAGACCUACCGACGGAACCACAAAAACCCAAAAUACAAAUACAACAGCAGCAACAACAAUCAACGCAAACAUCACAAACACCACAGCCCCAUAGUCAACAGCAGCGCUCGGUGGGUUCGCUGGUGUUGUUGACCCAAAAAUUCGUUGAACUGAUGAAACAGAAUGGUGGCUCGAUUGAUCUGAAAGAGGCCACGAAAAUCUUGGACGUGCAGAAACGUCGUAUCUAUGAUAUCACCAACGUCCUGGAGGGCAUUGGCCUGAUUGACAAGGGCAGGCACUGUUCGCUAGUGCGUUGGCGCGGCGGAGGUUUCAACAAUGCCAAGGACCGCAAGGAAUACGAUAUUGCCUGCGAAAGGACGAAUCAUUUAAAAACAAUCGAAGAGGAUCUGGACAGACAAUUGGAGUAUGCGCAGCGUAAUUUGCACUAUAUUAUGCAGGAUCCAACCAAUCAAUCAUACGCGUACGUAACACGAGAUGACCUACUGAAAAUCUACGGUGAUGAUUCCGUCUUUACCAUACCCAAUUAUGACGAGGAGGUGGAAAUUCAGCGCAGCGAUCAUGAGUUACGUGUUUCGUUGGAUAAUGGCAGCACGAUCGAUAUACGCCUGGUAACCAACCAGGGCAAGGGUACGACAAAUCCAAAUGAUGCGGAUGGGCCAUUCGAUGAUCGGUAUUUGGACACACCAUCGCCAUCGUCGUCGCCGUCGCACUCCAGCGACGCAGGCGCCGGCACAGGCAACGUAAUCAAGGACGAGCAUACGUACUCUUGUAAUCCCGAGCUGAAGGAGGAGAUGAAGGCACUCGAAACUGAGCUGACGGCGAAAGUAAUCUUUCAAAAUUAUAUGGCUGGCCACUCACUGAGGCGCUUCUAUCCCGAUGAUCCACAUUUAGAAAAUCCGCCGCUGGUGCAACUGAAUCCACCACGAGAAGACUUUAAUUUCGUACUGAAAAAUGACGAAGGCAUCUGCGAGCUAUUCGAUGUACAGUGUUAGGCAAUUCGCGAUUGUAAUUGGCCGAGUGCGUUGUGCAAAUAUUUAAGAUUAGUAAAAUUUUGACCUUUAAUAUUGUUUUAUAAUGUAGACAUUUUAAAUUAGAUUAAUUGUAAUGUACUUUUGGGCCAAUAAAAUACGUCGAUGC